Messenger RNA from Humulus lupulus (European hop), 1686 nucleotides. RefSeq names its product NADH dehydrogenase [ubiquinone] 1 beta subcomplex subunit 7. Lineage: Eukaryota; Viridiplantae; Streptophyta; Magnoliopsida; Rosales; Cannabaceae. Gene Ontology annotation, cellular component: mitochondrion. The transcript has 2 exons. The coding region runs from base 103 to 405 and encodes 100 amino acids. The record is from RefSeq and is a predicted model, not a curated record.
UUGACAAAUACAGUGGCCAGGGAAGAAGAAGACGAAGACGAAGACGAAAGUCUAGUUCAGAGACAAGAACGAAAGCUAGAGAGAGAGAGAGCGUGCGAGGCCAUGGAGGUGGAGGGUUCUUCGAAGAAGAUGAUAGCGACUCAGGCUGAGAUGGUUGAGGCGAGGGUUCCUCUAGCGUACAGAGACCAGUGUGCCCACUUGCUGAUCCCUCUCAACAAGUGCCGUCAAGCCGAGUUCUUCCUCCCAUGGAAGUGCGAGAACGAGAGACACUCAUAUGAGAAGUGCGAAUACGAGCUCGUCAUGGAGAGAAUGCUUCAGAUGCAGAAGAUCCGAGAAAAAGAGGCCAAAUUGAAGCAGGGACAGAAGCAGGGCAUUCCUCUCAUUCCCAACACUGCUAAUGCUUAGCCCAAAAAAUUAUGAUGUUGUGGAUUUGUUGUGAAGUUAAAUUUAUCAUACUUAAUUUCCCCAACUAGAGAAGAGAUCUUGGUGGAAUUGCAAUCUAUGAAAUUGAGCACAAUUUUGCUAAGAAAUAGACCACAUGUUUCUCUAGAAGUUUUGCUUUUAAAUGUAAUUAGUAAAUCAAAUGUUGUAGAAAUGUAAUAGGAAUGAUGUUUGGGUAGAUAAACUAUAUACAAACAUUGUAAAUUUGUAAUCAAUUGAGAACUUUUGUGCUGCAUUGCAUAUAACUGUCAUGUGAUGGGGGAAAAUAUGGGAAUUUAAGAGAUCUUGUGGUAGGAGCCUGUAGGUAACUGUGAUUUUACUUGAACCAAAAUCUAGUUGGUUUCUCUCAGAAUUAAGUAUUGUUUUUAUUACUGGCAGGCACAUAAAAACUCUUGAUAUAAAUUUUGAUUUAUGGCAUAACUUAGAUGAAUGAGAGACUUUGGACUUUAUUUGAGGACUUUGGUUUUAAAGUUGUAAGUUCCAUUCAAUAGGUGUGGUCCAUGAAUACUUCUUUUGUAUCCAAAUGCUGAUCUUUCUUCAGUUCUUUUAUUUGGUGAAUCAUCUUCUUGGGAUUCUGCGUGAACUUUAGCUAAUGAAAGUUGAAUACCCUAGAUUUGCUUGGAUGGAUAGGAUGAUGCUAUAUGAUCUUCAUCUUCUUUGUGUUUGUAUUAUAUGCAAGUUUGUUGAAGAUUAGUGCGAUCUAUUGUUUUUACACUAUAGAAGUUACUUUUCCAGUUUUACUGACUUUAUUAUGUAAAAGCAAGCUUUGCACAGUGAUGGCUAUAUCUUCUUUAUUCCAUCUGUUUUUCGGAUUUAGAUUACAGAUUGCAUAUCUUCUAUUAAAUGCUGUAUCUUUUAUUCUCACAAAAUAGGGCUUAACUACUGUUGUGUGUGUCUCUAUCUUACCUUAAAAGUCAUAACUUAAUAUUUUGGUUCACUCAUGCAUGCAUUUGUUAAAAGAGUUGUAUGUCCACCCUGUUGAAUUAUUCGAUGGUAAUGGUUCAGAUGGAGUAGUUCAUAUGUCCACCCUCUCUAAUUCGUCUAAAACGAGUUUUUCGGGACACUAGAUUUAUUUUUGUGAAACAAUAAUGUUCUUGUUGAAUGUUUUUUCAUAUUCUUUUAAAUAGUGGGUUUUUUAUUGCUAUUUUCCACUCAUGCCUGCAAUGCUGGAUUGGUUUUUUGCAGGGUACUUCUUAUUUGGUGAGAUGUGAAUGGUUUGAUGAUUUUCAUUGCUAUUAAUGGGAA